Botrytis deweyae is the source of this 1134-nucleotide messenger RNA. RefSeq lists its product as uncharacterized. The coding region runs from base 1 to 1134 and encodes 377 amino acids. The record is from RefSeq and is a predicted model, not a curated record. Lineage: Eukaryota; Fungi; Ascomycota; Leotiomycetes; Helotiales; Sclerotiniaceae. The transcript is spliced from 7 exons.
AUGGCAAUUUUUGACCUCAUCGGUAGAGAAGGCUUCGUUGCAGCACCGGCUCCACCAGGAGUGACACCAAAUUUCGACCACCCCGAAAGCAAUGGCGGAAUGUACAUGGCAGGAACUCUCACAACACUAUGCGUUGCAUUCAUCUUUGUGGUACUUCGUCUGACGACCAAAGUGUCUAUGGCAGGAAGAAAGCUAGGAUGGGAUGAUGUUCUGAUCGUUUUUGCGCUGGCCUUUUCGAUUGCCAGAGCCACCUGCUUCAUUGUUGACAUCGAACAUUAUGGGAUUGCGCAUCAUGUUUGGGACCUUCGUCUCCCACUUAAUCGAAAUACUUGGCUGCUUCAUAGAAUUGGGGAUAUAAUGUGGCCCCCCGGAAUCCUUUGCGCCAAAGUAUCCAUCUUGAUGUAUUAUUUGUCGAUUUUCAGACCAAGCAAAGCCUUUCGCUGGACUGUUUAUGGAACUCUGGUAUUCACGAUUUGUUACCUCGUCGCAUCAACAUUGGUGCAGAUCUUUUGGUGCAAUCCCGUCGCUGCGGCGUUCGGAAUCAAAACCCCCGGCAAAAAAGCUGUCUGCCUAGACGGCUAUGUGACUGACCUUGCAAUUGGUGCCCUAAAUCUACUCACGGAUAUCAUUAUUCUUGUUCUGCCCAUGCCCAUGCUGUACAGAUUACAGCUAAGUCGGGGACGAAAGUUGGGACUGGCAGCAAUAUUUGCUAUUGGUGGAUUUGCUGUGGGAGCUACUCUGGCUCGAAACGUUGAAAUAGCUGUGAAACUUAAGGAUAGUGACGCAGAUCAAACCUGGGACGUUAUGUACGAGGCCGUAUGGAUAUCCAUCGAGUUGAACGUAACAAUCAUCUGUUCGUGUCUGCUUGUCUGUCCACAACUUUUCCGCUAUGUCUUGACCAACACAAAAGUUGGACAGUCUUUACGAAGUCUUUUCGGCUCAACCCGUACAACUCAAAGUUCUGCAAGCAGAGGCUCUUUAUCCGGAUUUAAUCGACGAGGCCCACGGUCCAAACACUAUUUACCACAAGAUAGUGAGAUUGAGCUUGAUAGAAAGAGUGCUAGGAGUUUUUCUGAUGAGAUACCUGAUGGUGCCAUUAGAGAAACUAGAACGGUAGAUCAGACCGUCGUGUAG